GAGCGAAACCCAAGAGCCGUGGUUGUCAUUCGAGCUCUCUCUAAUUCCAGUCCCCCCACUCACCGCCGUUUCCCGCAUUCUACCCCAAUUUACCCCUGCAUAUCCCACAUGAUGUCUCGAAACAUACGGCAAAAAUACCCUCGCGCCCCGGUCAAAGUAGCCAAGCGCCGGGGCUCGGACUCCUCUUCAUCCCUCAACCUCUCCGACGACGACGGAUACUCGGGCGUCGAAGAUAUCAGCGAUUCAGAUGACGAGGACGAGGACCAUGUCCGCGCGGCCGAGGAGAAGCACAUCAUCUCCCACGAACUCCGACACGUUGUCUCGGAGCCUCCUCGGCCGCCUCUCAAUGAUGACAGUGAUGCUGAUGAAGAGGACGAAGAGGACGACGACGAUGAAGAAGAUGAGGAAGAAGAGGAAGAUGAUGAUGAUGAUGAUGGCGACGAGGUGGCCGAAGGAGACGACGAAGUUGGCCAUGAGACCGUCAGUUGGGAUGGUAUCCUGUCUGAUAUUGACGAUGGCGCCAUUUCUGAUCUUGCUCCAACCAACUACAUCCUUGAUGAGGAAGUGAUAUAUGGUGAACGCCAUGUCCGCUUCACUGGCGUACCGGAUAGCGACUCUGAUUCGACCACCACCGAUACGACGAAGGACAUUGAUGGCUUCUUCCCUGACCUCUUCGUCGAGCAGAAUUCUCUUGACCCGGCAUUCCGUCGUGAGAUUGAGUAUGAUCCUGAUGAAUCCUCGAACUCGGGUUCGUUCUGGGACUUCCACAGUCAGGACCAAUUUGGCCUCGAUUCUGAUGCCGACAUUGGCGUGGCAGUGCAGGAGGAGGACACUCCGACCGCCACGCCCUGUGUAAGCCAAGUUCCCACCGAGGUAUCAACACCUGUUCCAUCGGGCGAACCGGUCAUGGAGCUUGAUGGAUACGAAACCGAUGGUGACACCACUGAGGAUGAUGUCCCUGAGCCACCUGUUCGUAGGAAGCAGGUCCGGCGGUGCCCGUCCGUGGAUGUAUCGUCAGACUCUGACACUGAACGGCCUGUUCGGCGCCGGCGCGGCCACGGCAAGCCCCGCUUGGGUCGCUAUAAUCUGGACAGCUCUGACAGGAAGCCCAUCGCCGUCGUCAACCCUAUCUCGCGCAAGAUGAUGAUCUUCACGCCCCAGAGACUACGACGGCUGGACUUGUCUCCGGAGUCGUUCAAUCUGGAUUACUUCAACAAUCCCGAAAUCACCCAGUCCUCCCCUAUUCUCAGCAAUUCUGCCUCCCUCAUGAUGAGUGCCAUGUUUUCUUCAAAUACUUUUGGCGAUUUCAUGAACACACAAGCCGUGGGCCCUGCCGAAGCCUUCUUCUCUUUUACGUCGGAUGCCAUAACCGCGGACGAUAGCGACGAAACCGGGGUCGAUUGCGAAGAGGACGAGGAGGACGAAGAAGAGAGGAACCUGAAGCUCGAGGAUUUCAUCACCUUCCAUCAGGAGUCCUCCGAGGAUGAGGACGAGGGAGACGACGACAACUGGGAUGCGAAUACCGAUGUCGCGUCUACCCCCGGCCGCCCACGGACGUCUGCCAGUGCCGUCAGCGCCACCAGCGACCUGAGCAUGGCGGGAGCUCACCCCUUGCUGAGCCACUUCGACAACAACUCGGACGCUGUCGGUGCGUUCCGCCGGAACCAGAUCAAUCAGCAACUGAUCCUCAGCGACAAGGCGACCCCGGCCUCGCUGGCCUUCUCGGGCCCGUACUACCACGGCACUCUCAGGGGCAUCAAAACUGGCAGCAUGGAGGCAGUGUCGACGCCAAUCACGCCCGUGCGUCGUCAGAAGCGGCCCAGUGUCAGCGACCUCAACCGAAGUCCUCUCGAGACCGUCUCGCAGAAGAGAAAGGCCUCGUCGGCGAUCGGCGACCCCCUCCACAAGCGACACCGGAGCAUCUCGGAUAUGGAAAUCCUGCACAUCUGAUAGGUAUCUAAUGUUUAUUAGAAGCAUCGGUAUGGACUGUAUGUAAUACCUAGGCGCGCGGGAAACCGGAACUCAAAAAACGACCAAG
Molecule: messenger RNA, 2038 nt
Organism: Phialemonium atrogriseum
Lineage: Eukaryota; Fungi; Ascomycota; Sordariomycetes; Cephalothecales; Cephalothecaceae
Exons: 2
Coding region: 109-1950 (613 amino acids)
Source: RefSeq, a predicted model, not a curated record